Molecule: messenger RNA, 8572 nt
Organism: Oncorhynchus keta (chum salmon)
Lineage: Eukaryota; Metazoa; Chordata; Actinopteri; Salmoniformes; Salmonidae
Product: multiple PDZ domain protein
Exons: 50
Coding region: 231-6395 (2054 amino acids)
Molecular function (GO): protein binding
Source: RefSeq, a predicted model, not a curated record
AGCUGGUCUCGAUCUCAGCUCUCGGUGACGCUGUUGCUGCAAAUGUCUAUAGAAUAUCGAGUUACAAUACGCCCCAUCUUUAAGCCCAGUCUAUGCGCCGUUAGCCGGAGUACAACAGGACACGUCCUGUGUAAGCCGCCAGCCAAGGGUCAACGCCUGUGCCAUGACUACGUGAAGAGUAGCACUCAUCGGUUGAUAGGCAGCUAUCACAUCUACCAGGAAUAAAAGACAUGAUUGAGACAAUGGAUACCCAGCGUGCCUUGCAGGCAGUGGAGCGUCUCCAGGCCAAGCUGAAGGACCGGGGGGAGGUCCCCACCGAGGAGAAGCUCAGCCUGCUCAAGUCAGUUCUCCAGAGCCCCCUGUUCCACCAGAUUCUUGCCCUGCAGAAGUCUGUCCAGCUCCUCAAAGACCAGGGUGGUGUCACAUCAACACUUUGCGAUGACCUGAGUGAAUGCUACACAUCAGCCCAGGACAAUGGUGGCCAUCUUGCCUACCCAGAAGCCUCCACUAGUACGCAGGUCAAUGGGAAGCAAUCGCCGGAGGAUUUUGAGCACAUCAUUCGCUCCAUGGCUCAGGGGCGCUACGUGACGCGCAUGGAGCUGGUGAAGCCACUGUCUGGGGGUCUGGGCUUCAGCGUGGUUGGCCUGAGGAGCGAGAACCGCGGGGAGCUGGGCAUCUUCAUCCAGGAGAUCCAGCCCGGGAGCGUGGCCGACUGCGAUGGGAAGCUGAAGGAGUCAGACCAGAUCUUGGCCAUCAACGGUCAACCCCUGGACCAGACAGUGACCCACCAGCAGGCCAUAGGCAUCCUGCAGAGAGCAUCUGAGUGCGUGCAGCUCACUAUAGCCAGAGGACCCAUCCCUCAGCUGGCCAGCCCUGUGGUGUCCCGUACCCCCUCCGCUGCCAGCACCCUGUCUGCCCACUCCAGUGCGGCCCACUGGAAUCAUGUGGAGACCAUGGAGCUGGUCAACGACGGGACAGGCCUGGGCUUUGGCAUUGUGGGAGGAAAGACCACCGGUGUCAUUGUCAAAACCAUCCUGCCUGGAGGCAUCGCUGAUCAGGAUGGGCAUCUGCGCAGUGGGGACCACAUCCUCAAGAUUGGGGACACUGACCUAUAUGGCAUGGGAAGUGAGCAGGUGGCUCAGGUCCUGAGGCAGUGUGGUAACCGAGUGAAGUUGGUCAUCACCAGAGGCCCUCCAGAGGAGAACGCCAUCGUCCCAAUGGUGUUGCCCACGGUCACAGAGCAACAGGGAUACGAGGAAGAGGAGGCCGAAGCGUUUGACGUUGGGCUGACCAAGAACGCCCAGGGUCUGGGAAUCACCAUCGCCGGCUAUGUGGGGGACAAACAUUCUGAGCCCUCUGGUAUUUUUGUGAAAAGUAUAACUAAAGACAGUGCGGUGGAGCAAGACGGCCGGAUCCAUGUUGGGGACCAGAUCAUAGCCGUGGACGGUAUUAACAUCCAGGGCUACACCAACCAGCAGGCCGUGGAGGUGCUGAGACACACGAGCCAGACAGUUCACCUGAAGCUGAUCAGGCGAGGCUUCCGUCCAGAGGAUAUCCCACCCGCUGUGGUGCCCAGUGUGAUCGUAGUCUCACCAACCCCAGGGGGCAGAGACACGACACUGGAGAGGACGGAUGUUGUGGACGCCACCACUCAAGGUAAGAAACAGUACCAGGCAUUGAGUGAGGAAUCUGAUGUCACCAACGUGAAGGAUCAGUUAACUGAGAAGACCAGAGACGAAGCAAAGCUAACAGAGGAUGAGGAGUUAGAGCUGAAGAAGAAGUGGCAGGAGACUCUCGGCCCCAGCAAGGAAGUAGUGGUUGCCCAAGUGGAGAAGUUCAGUGAGAGCAGUGGUCUGGGAAUCAGUCUGGAUGCCAACAGCGGGCACCACUACAUCCGCUCCGUCCUGCCGGAGGGGCCAGUGGGACGCUGUGGGAAACUCUACAGUGGGGACGAACUGCUCGAAGUUAAUGGAAUAUCCCUGAUUGGUGAGACCCACAAGGAAGUGGUGAGCAUUCUGAAGGAGCUGCCUGUCUGUGUCUACAUGGCCUGCUGUAGGCCCGCCCCUCUCCUGAAGAGUGACAGGGAUUCUGGCCAACCGGGGUUGGAUGAAUUUGCUACUGAACCUAUAAUGAAGAUACAGGGAGACCUCGACAGUUUCCUGGUUUUCGAAGGUUCCGAGGGGGUGGCGACGAGGGAAAAUGUAACGGAUGAGACACUCGGAGCUCCUUUGGCCAUGUGGGAGACGGAGAUACAGGACAUUGAGCUGGAGAAGGGUGCGAGCGGACUGGGAUUCAGCAUCUUGGACUACCAGGACCCAAUGGAUCCUGCCAAGACGGUGAUUGUGAUUCGCUCUCUGGUGUCUGAAGGAGUGGCAGAACAGGAUGGCAGGCUAUUGCCAGGCGACCGGCUCAUGUUCGUCAACAGCACCAACCUGGACAACGCCAGUCUGGAGGACGCUGUCCAGGCAUUGAAGGGGGCUAACAUCGGCACGGUCCACAUUGGGGUGGCCAAACCACUACCUAUUGACUCCAAUGAGGUAGACCUGACCGACGAGAGGGUGUUGGCGCAUCGCUUCUCUGGCGAGGAGGAUGACACAUUCCAGGCAUCCAUGAUUGCCCUCCAUGGCAGCACCUGCAGCGCUGACCUGUCCUACCAGAUGAUCUUGCAGUCCUCCACACCCAAGCGGAGUGCUCGUCUGGACUUGUUGACCGAACAUCCCUUCGUGACGUUGUCCUGCCUCGCAGACGACACUGAACCCUUUUCCCCGGAGGAGAAGCCCAUCGCUUUCCCCCUGCCCAGGAGUAUUGGAAGUCACACCCUAAUGAUUGACAACAACACACUAGCUAUCUCCGAUCAGUACCUGGCGCAUCAAUUAACCCAAUUGGAGCCGUCGGAUCUGUCGAACUCGUGCAGUCCGUACACUGACCCCGAGCCCGGUUUGAAUGAUUUGGGGGAGCAAAUGCAGUCUCUUCGUUUUCCGGUGGAGCCCACCAUGGCCGUUGCAGACAUAGGGGAGAUGGAAUGCUUAAUGAAGGGGGAUGAGCCAUCUGUAAAGCAGUCCAAAGAGGAAGGGGACAAGAUUGGAACCACUGGGAGUAAUUUUGAAAGGACAAUCACGGUUGUCAAGGGCAACUCCAGUCUCGGAAUGACGGUGAGCGCCGUCAAGGAUGGCUUGGGGAUGCACAUCCGCAGCAUCAUCCACGGAGGCUCCAUCAGCCGAGACGGCCGUCUGGGGGUGGGGGACCUCAUCCUGGCCAUCAACGGCGAGCCCACGGCCAACCUGACCAAUACACAGGCCCGCGCCAUGCUCCGGAGACACUCCCUCAUCGGGCCAGACAUGGGAUCUGCUUGUGCACCAGAGGACGAUCUGUGCCCCUUUUAUGUCAUCACCUAUGUUCCCAUGGAGUAUCUGGAGGAGUACAAGGCCAGCCUGGAGCAGCCUAAAGAUGACAUCUUCUCUGAUGCUCCUCAGGCCCCAAAAAGAGAAAUCCCAGAACUCCCAGAGAGGGAGGAAGGAGAGGGAGAGGAGAGUGAGCUACAGAGUGCCACCUUCAGUAACUGGAACCAGCCCAGGAAGGUGGAGCUCAAAAAAGAAGCUGGCAAGUCCCUUGGCAUCAGCAUCGUGGGGGGCAGAGGAAUGGGCAGUCGCCUCAGCAACGGCGAGGUGAUGCGGGGCAUCUUCAUCAAACACAUCCUGGAGGACAGCCCCGCCGGCCGCGACGGAACCCUGAAGACAGGAGACAGGGUUGUUGAGGUGGACGGCGUGGACUUGAGAGAUGCCAGUCACGAGCAGGCUGUGGAGGCCAUCCGCAGGGCAGGAAACCCUGUCGUGUUCCUCGUGCAGAGUAUCGUCCACAGGCCCAGGUCCUCAACCACGGACACCAACGAGGAGAGAGCGGCGGCCAUGGCACGGCGCAAUAGUGACAAGGAGGUUGAGAGUCACAGUAGACUAUUCCUACGCCUCUCCCCAACUAACCCUUUCACUCCUACUCCGUUUAAGCCACUAAAGAGGGAAGCGGGAAAGACAUCGUCCACCACUCCUCACCUCUCGCUUCCCGUGGUUCCCCACGUCGGAGAGACAGACACCGAUACCCUGACAGAGAUUCCCGACAGACAGGCCCAGGUGGAAGACGAGGAUGAGUUUGGCUACAGCUGGAAGAGCAUCAUUCAGCGCUACGGCAGCCUUCCGGGGCUGCUGCACAUGAUUGAGCUGGAGAAGGGGAAGACCGGCCUGGGCCUUAGUCUGGCUGGCAACCGCGACCGCUCUCGCCUGAGCGUGUUUGUGGUCGGGAUUGACCCCUGUGGCGCCGCCGUCAAAGAUGGUCGCAUUGUGGUUGGAGAUGAACUGUUGGAGAUCAACGGGCAGAUUCUGUAUGGGCGGAGUCACCAGAAUGCCUCCUCCAUCAUCAAAAGCGCUCCGUCAAAGGUCAAGAUCAUUUUCAUCAGGAACACAGAUGCUCUGAACCAGAUGGCUGUAGGACCAGUGAGGGAACAUGGAGACACCCUGGAGCCCCAGACGGAGCUGGAAACAUGUACUUCCAUUGCACCCUCGGCGAUCGAUGUCGACAUGUUCAAGUAUGUGCAGCACGUCAUUCUGCCGAAGGAGGAGGGUGGAUUCGGCAUCACUUUCAGUGAGGAAGACCCCACGAACGGGGUGGUGAUUCAGAGUAUAACUGAAAAAGGACCAGCAGGAAAGGACGGCAGCAUCAAAUCUGGAGAUAAACUCCUGGCUGUGGAGGAUGAACCAGUGGUGGGCUACACUGUGGAGAGGGUCCACUCUCUACUGGGGAACGCCAAAGGCUCUGUGAAGUUGACAAUCUGCGCGAAUGAGUCAUUGCCCCUCCCCCCCUACUAUACUGACCAGGCCACCAGCAUCCCUUGCAUCUACAUGGCUAACCUGGGCCAGCCUGAGUCAGAGCCAAUCAGGAGCUCAAGUCGCUCGUCCACCCCUGGCACUCUGGCCUCCUCUGACCCUGUGACCUGUCCCAUCAUCCCCGGCUGUGAGACCACCAUAGACAUCUCCAAAGGCCACACGGGCCUGGGCCUCAGCAUCGUGGGGGGCUGUGACACUCUAUUGGGGACCAUCAUCAUUCACGAGGUCUAUGAGGAGGGAGCUGCCUCCAAGGAUGGGAGACUUUGGGCUGGGGACCAGAUCCUGGAGGUGAAUGGCAUUGACCUGCGCGUGGCCACUCACGACGAAGCUAUCAACGUGCUACGGCAGACCCCUCAGCGGGUGCGUCUGAGCGUGUUCAGGGAUGAGGCCCAGUACAAGGAGGAGGACCUGUGGGAUGCCUUUACCGUGGAGCUGAACAAGAAGCCCGGCCAGGGCCUGGGCCUCAGCAUCGUGGGGAGAAGGAAACGGAAAAGGAAACCUUCUAGAACCGGUACCGAAUUGAAGAGUCUGAGCAGGAACUGGAACGACACAGGGGUGUUUGUGUCGGACAUAGUGAAAGGGGGCGUGGUGGAGGGUGACGGGAGGCUGAUGCAGGGAGACCAGAUCCUGUCCGUCAACAAGGAGGAUGUCAGAAACGCCACCCAGGAGUCAGUGGCUGCACUGCUGAAGUGUGGUGUGGGACCCAUAGUGAUGGAGGUGGGCAGAUUUAAAGCCGGACCCUUCCACUCUGAGAGAAGGUUCUCACAGAGCAGUCAGAUAAGUGAAACGGGCAGCUGCAAGGUGACCCCUCACUCGCUGUCAGCCUCCUCUGGUAGCCUCCAGAUGGACUGUGACAGCGUACAACAUACAACACUGGACCACCAGGAGAUCAGAAUUGUUGAAUUCACAAAGGGUCUCACUGAUUCAUUGGGCAUCAGUAUUGCGGGUGGAGUGGGCAGUCCCCUGGGCGAUGUGCCCAUCUUCAUCGCCAUGAUGAACCCUACCGGCCUCGCUGCCCAGACACACAAACUCAAGAUCGGUGACAUGAUCAUCAGUAUCUGUGGGACCGCUACUGAGGGUAUGAGCCACAGCCAGGCCGUCACCCUGCUGAAGAAUGCCACCGGCACCAUCGAGCUGCAGGUGGUAGCAGGGCGUGAUACCACAGUGACCGGCCCGUCUCAGGAGCAGACAGCUGCUGGACUCUCAGUCUCCAGCCUUACUGCUACUAGCAUCUUCCACGACGACCUGGGACCUCCUCAAUAUAAGACCAUUACCCUGGCCAGGGGCCCAGAUGGCCUGGGCUUCAGCAUUGUUGGUGGCUUUGGAAGCCCACAUGGAGACCUGCCCAUUUAUGUGAAAACCGUGUUUGGGAAGGGGGCAGCGUCAGAGGACGGGCGUCUGAAGCGGGGGGAUCAGAUUAUGGCUGUUAACGGACAGAGUCUGGAGGGGGUCACCCACGAGGAGGCCGUGGGCAUCCUGAAGAGGACCAAGGGAACAAUUGCCCUCACUGUGCUCUCCUAGACACACACACACACCUCACCUUACACGCAUAGACAAAGACUCAUACCUUGGUGUAGACACACACUCACCCUAAUAUACUGUAUAUGUAUUGAAAUGUGAACACACCCAUUCCUAAACUCUAACAUGCUGACCAAACCGGACGCGCGCAAGUUGAUUUUGUUCACCCACACCAGAAGCGAUCAGGACACACAGGUUGAAAUAUCAAAACUCUGAACCAAUUAUGUUAAUUUGUGGACAGGUCAAAUAGUAUUAAACAUUUAUGGCAAUUUAGCUAGCUAGCUUGCUAGUUCAUUUGUCCCGGGAUAUAAACAUUGGGUUGUUAUUUUACCUGAAAUGCACAAGGUCCUCUACUCCGACAGAUAAAACGGUAAACCAAAUUAGUUUCUCGUCAUCUCUCUUCCUUUCUUCAGGCUUCUUUUUCUUCUUUGGACUUUAAAUGGUGGUUGGCAACCAACUUUACGGUGCAUUCCAGCGACUCCUGUGGCGGGCCGGGCGCAGUGCGCGCUAACCAAGGUUGCCAGGUGCACAGUGUUUCCUCUGAAACAUUGGUGCGGCUCGCUUCCGGGUUGGAUGCGCGCUGUGUUAAGAAGCAGUGCGGCUUGGUUGGGUUGUGUAUCGGAGGACACAUGACUUUCAACCUUUGUCUCUCCCGAGCCCGAACGGGAGUUGUGGCGAUGAGACAAGAUGGUAGCUACUAAAAACAAUUGGAUACCACGAAAUUGAGGAGAAAAAGGGGUACAAAUUAAAAUACGAAAAUAUCUAUCAAAAAACUUUACGGUGCAUUACUACAACCGACUGGAGUGAGGACCUCAGUUAAUCCUUCAAUCACCCACGUGGGUAUAUGCUCCUAAACACCGUAGGAUAAAGAGGCAGGACUUGCAGCGCGUUAAGCUUGACAAAUAGAACCAACUUCUAUUUUAGCGCCUGGCCACGCAGACGCUAGCUGUUGCGCGCAAGCAGGGUGGGUGCAUUGAUUGAAUACCAGGUAUGUGUACAUUUAUUUUGCAACCUUCGCAAGAAGACUUACAAGAAGCUACUGCAGGUAGACUGAAAUAUUCACUGGACAAUGUGGCUCAGAUCUUUUAUACUCUAGUUUUCUAUGCUCAGACAUGGACUGUGUUAUUAUGAUAUUUAGGGUUAAGGGCCCUUUUAAGCAAUAUCUGAAAAAUAUUGGUAGAAUAAGACCAUUAUUUAAAGCUUAUGCUACUGUAAACUGCUGUCCAUCCUCUUCUAUAGUGAAGUCACUGUCGUAUUUAAGUCUAGACUCUAGACUGAAUAACAUUUGAAUAACGUUUUGUUUGUGACGCAAACCACCUUUUCAGGAGUGAAAUGAUCUUAAAAGCUUUGGUUUCAUGGUCAGAAGUUCUACAGACCAAGUAUCUAAGUGUGUGUACAUGGUCACACACUCAGGGAAAGGAGAGGGUGCCUAUGAGACGUAGUGUAGUUUUACUAAUGCAGAUGUGAAGUAUUGUUUCACAGUAUUUUACCGUUCAAGUAUUACCUAUUUUUAUGGUCAUUGUCUGCCAUGACCAUACUUUAUCAUAAUAUGAUAGUCGGUGAAGGAAACCAGUUUAUAUGGUCCAUCUCAGCUGUCUCCAACCUGGAGAGUUAUUGCAGCCUUUUACUCAAACCUAGCACUAGCACAGCUGUUUCACAUAAUCAACCGUUGACCGUUUUCAGUAUGGACAACAAUUAGCCGAAUCAAUUGUGUUGGGCUGGAACAAAAGCCUGUACACCCGGUCACUCUCCAGGAAGUUGGAGCUUCCUAAUUCAUUUCAAACCAUUAGCUAGAUACCCCAUGUUCUAGUUUCACAACAAUGAAUCCCCUUUUUAACAUGGCGUCAGUCACUCUUACAGAUGUAGGGUCUUAAUUUGAGCCAGUUUGCGACAGCAGGAAAAUAAUCCUGCAGCAACAAGAAGUGUGAAUUACUAUGUGGGAUUAUAAUUAUGGACAUUUUUGUAGGGGAUUCCAAGUGGAAAUAACAGACUUCAGAAGCCUUUUUAAACCUCAAAUACACAACAUGUUUAAAAUGUCCUGCAUUGCAGGAUAGUUCUCCAGCAACAGGGUGAUCAAAUUAAGAUCCUAUAUUACAAUACAUGUGUACCUAGUUAAGUACAUCAAGCACAGUAUUGAGUUGUUCAGAGGCUGAAUUAAUAAAAGUUACUUUCAAGCCCCA